AUGCGCAAGUCAAUCGCCCUCAACGCCGGCCUGACUCGCCUCUCGAGCCCCCAAAACCCCCGUCGAUCGUUCGUGACCACCGCCGCAAGGAGUCUCGCCGCCAGUACUUCAUCUCCAGCAUCUGCGCCGCCGCUGAACCCGCGAUGGCUUUCUGAGCUGCAGUCACGCAUCAAGCGGUGCGCCGGGCUCGAUCUCAGCGGGCAGCAGAAGGAGGAGUUGACGGCUCUGCGGAAGGCUGUCGAUGGCCAGUGGCUGGAGUUGCUCGCCGGACGGGAGGGGUUCCUCACGGGUCCGGGGUGGAGGGGCCUUGACAGACAUACGGUGACUUGGGGAGACCAGGUGAGUUCCUGUCAUGUAAACAAUGUCGUCUACAACAAGUACGCCGAGUCGGCGCGGGUCAACUGGCUUCGUAACUUUGCGACGACGGUGGAUCCUGAGCACAAGGAUGAGUGGGACCAGCUCAUGAGCCCGAAGGAGAUUGGCCUCAUCAUGAGAAGCAUCAAAACGGACUACAAGUUUCCAAUGGCCUACCCGGAUCAUGUGACGGUCCUCCAUAAGCUCGUUUCCAAGCCGACAUACGAAUCAGACUUCAUUUUGCUUGAAGCCCUUCUCAUCUCCGACGGCCACCGCCGCCCUGCCGCCCGCUGCUUCGAGGAUAUCGUGGUCUACGAUUACAAGACCGCCAAGAGGGCGCCGCUGAAGCCGUUCAUGGUAGACCGCCUACGGGAGACGUACGAGGCACAAGAGCAGGGUAAGAUCGAGUGCGAGGAGAAGGCGAAGGGUCUGGUAGACAUUGUCGAGCGUCUCGAGAAGGCUGCGUAAGAUGUUGCGGGCUGGCUCGUCACUGCUUUUCCGUCGCAAGAAGCGCGAUUGUGAGUGAGAGAAAACGAUUGUAAAAACAUGAGACAGUAUACAUAGACUUAGAUCAUAGACCUCACAGAGAGAAUAAAGAUUCCCAAACGAUGUACCUAGCGCGCUGAAAAGCCGUUAGAAGCGCCCAGAUCUGAGGGAGGCUCCGGAUCGGCGGGCGAUGACGGCGUGAGGCUUUUCAUCGGCUGAAAGUGGAGAUCUGCGCGACAUCG
Messenger RNA from Colletotrichum acutatum, 1082 nucleotides. RefSeq names its product thioesterase-like superfamily-domain-containing protein. Bases 1 to 822 code for a protein of 273 amino acids. NCBI's taxonomy places the organism in Eukaryota, Fungi, Ascomycota, Sordariomycetes, Glomerellales, Glomerellaceae. Gene Ontology annotation, molecular function: fatty acyl-CoA hydrolase activity. The transcript has 3 exons. The record is from RefSeq and is a predicted model, not a curated record. Gene Ontology annotation, cellular component: mitochondrion.